Synchiropus splendidus (mandarinfish) is the source of this 6222-nucleotide messenger RNA. RefSeq names its product sterile alpha motif domain-containing protein 9-like. Gene Ontology annotation, molecular function: protein binding. The record is from RefSeq and is a predicted model, not a curated record. Lineage: Eukaryota; Metazoa; Chordata; Actinopteri; Syngnathiformes; Callionymidae. Gene Ontology annotation, cellular component: cytoplasm. The coding region runs from base 299 to 4894 and encodes 1531 amino acids. The transcript has 5 exons.
GGCGAUGUUCACCAAAAACGAAACUCAGGAGUUGCGCAGGGGCUCCGUCGGUCUCGGCUGCGAACUCGGGUUCCACCCUUCAGUUUUAAGUGGGGACGUUUCGCAUGAAAGGCGGGAAGCGAGGAGGUGGUCUAACUUGGAAGUAAUCCAGUAACGACGCGUUUUCUGGAAGGUUCGACGACACUAAAAAAGGAUUGUGAGGAACCUACAAAACAACACUGUGGUCCGGAAGCUUAUGCUAUGGAAUGAACGUGAGGACAGUUCAACAGACAGCCCUCUCAAAUAAGGAGUAACCAUCAUGGCUGAACAAGAGCAGACGCCUCUUGAAAACUGGACUGAAGACCAAGUCAGGGACUGGCUGAGAUCUAUCGGAUUAAAGGAGAAGUACGUGGAGAAAAUAUAUAAUGAGGAAGUAGAUGGAAAAGUCCUUCUUCAUCUGGAUGCAGACUUCUUGUCAACUAAGAUUUGCCAGGCACUUGGGCCUGCUUUUUUAAUUAUAACAAAGAGAGACGAGCUCAUCGACCGUCAAAGGGUGAAGCUCGAAGGAAACUCUGCCAGUGACAAGCAAGUUGAUGUGAAAAAGAAAACUAAGAAAACUAAAUCACCAAAAGCUCCACCUACAACACGCCAAGCGGAAGUGGGUCAGGAUCCUAUCCAGGGUCCGAUGAUACUAGAGAGUACUGUGGGCAAAAGUAACUUUAAAGAGGAAUGCAAACCGCGACCAUUUGAUCAGGAUGCACUUGAUUUCAUUUAUGUGAAGAAUCGAGUCCUGCUGCCAGAAUCUGGGGCUUUUGACCUGAUAGUUCCCUGCCAUGAAUACAAGUCUUUUGCUGUGGCGGCCACCCUGGACCGCACCAGACUCCAAGCAAAGUUUGCCUACGAGGUUCUUAAAUUUGCAACUGGCUGCAUGAAUAUCAGGACAAACGGAACAAUACACUUUGGCGUGAUGGACAGCAGGGAGGAUUCAGGAUAUGUGCACGGUGAGAUAAUAGGUGUUCCCAUUAGCGACAAGGAUGUAUAUGUAGAUGCCUUGAACUACAUUGAGAGGAGUUUCUCUUCGGAUAAGGAUCACAUUCGCCAAUGUGUGCGGCCACCAAGGUUCAUAGAGGUGAUGGAUCGUGAAAGCCCAGAGAAGAGGUACAUUGUGGAGGUCGACAUUGUGCCUCUAAGUAGUAUUGUCAAGAGCAAAGUGUAUUCUGUUAGUUUGCCCAAGUUCAACGAGUCCAGCAAUAAAGUACAAAUGGAGAAAAAUGUGAUCUAUCGAAGGGUGGGCUCAAAAACUGAACCCGUGACUGACACUGACAUCAAUGUCUUCUGCGAGCGGGUCAACGAUCGAGAUGCACAAAGAAAUGAGGCAGAAAAAAGUCAUCUCUACAGUGCUCCAGUCCUCUGCAAGAACCUUGGCAGGAAACUUAAGAUGCUCAUGACAGACGGAAAGAAAUUCAUUGAUAAAGCCAAAUGGUUUGUUUUUGUGACAAACAAACUUUCACCUGCUGACCUCAGCAAUAUCGACUGGUUGCUAAACCUCAACAUCUUUUGUGUAUUUGACUUUGACCCAGACUCAAAGGUCUCAGGUCUGUGCAGCAGAUUCCUUCAACAUCAUGUUGCAAACAUGCAUUCGUUGGAGAGCUACAGAAUUCCAACUGGCACCGUCAAAGAACUUGAGAGCCGUUUGAACCUCUUCGAGCAAACCAGCUGGAUUUUUCCAAAUGGUCGUUCUGACUUUGUGGGAGAUCAAACGGCAUGUGAUGAAAUGACAUGGAUCAGAACAAAACUGACUCUUCUGAAGGAACCCGUGUCCCUGAUAUCCAAACAGAUCCUUCCUAAAGGAGUAUUCCGAGUGAUUUUCCUCCUCACAUCCGCAGUUGAGAAACCACUACUGCAUACGUUCCACGAAUUCUAUGCUGUCAUGGAAGGUCAUGAAGACAUCAUCUGCAUCUGUGAAUCUGAGGAAACCUUCUCAAAGUGGCAGGCAUUUGCUGAGGGUUCCUGCGGAAAAGACGCCGUGGACACCAACAGUGUUGUUGGUCUGAAAAUGAGCCACGUUAAUGCAAUAUUGCAGCAGGUGCAGCCUGUUAGCGCAGGAGUUGCCAAACUAUUACCUGUUGUAAAUGGGACUUCAACUCUUGCUGCACAGCAAGAGGAAAGAAUGUAUUCUUUGGACAUUCUUUCGGUGAAUCAUUGCGAUGACACAAGCACUGACUUCAUCCACGAGGAAAAGGAGAACAUUGAGCAGCAGUUUUACAGAGGAGGGCGAGUGACGUGGAUGAAUUUCUGGCUUGCUGAACACGGACAUGUGGGAGAGGUGAUUGAAAGAGAUGCGUAUAAAGAUGUUUCUGAAAUUCUUAAUGACAACCUAAGAUGGCAUGAUCCGGACCCUGUGGUCUAUAUAAACAUCAACCAUCAUCCUGGAAGUGGAGGAAGCACGGUCGCAAGGCAGUUGCUGUGGAACCAAAGAAGAAAGCUGAGAUGUGCAGUUGUCAAACCUGACAAAUCAGUUGAGGUUGUUGCACAACAUGCAGUUGAGCUGAGACAGUACGAAGAAAAAGAUCCACAGAGGUGUCUGCCUGUACUGCUCCUUAUCGAAGACUCAGAUAAAGAAUAUCUGGAGGACCUCAGAAACGAGCUAGAGGUUGCCAUGCAUGUUAAAAAGAUUAAAAGUGGAACACCCUGUUUCAUUUUGCUGAGCUGCAGGAGGUCCCAUGAUCCAGAGAGAAAAAGCAAAGAGUCUCCUCUUAAAGAUGUGUCAGUCACUCACAGACUGUCAGCAGAGGAAAAGAGGAAGUUUGCUGCCAAACGAAAUAUACUUGAGCAGCAGUAUCAGCCAGAUUUCAUUCUGACCUUUGUCCUGAUGAGUGAAGGAUUCUCUCAAAAGUAUAUCCAAGAGUUUGUCAAACACCUACUUCAGGACAAUGAGCGUAAACCUGUCGUCACCAGCCUCAUGCAUUAUGUGGCACUGCUGAACACAUAUGUCCAAAACUCCUACAUCUCUCGGUCACAUUGUGAAGCCUUGUUAGCUUUGACAAUUCACAUGGAAAGAUUUCAGCAACAAACGUUUGAAAACUCACUCAGCGAUCAGGCCAAACUUGUGUUUCUACACCUAAGGGACGAUAAAACCCACAUUGAAUCCAUCAGAAUCAUCCAUCCACUUGUGGCGAAAGAAAUUCUGGAACAACUGUUGUGUGACCAAAUGACUCAAAGCAAGUUGGCCUUGAAGCUACUUGAGGAAACUGUACUUUUUGAACACAGAUUUGGAAAGCACGAAUAUCAUUCAUUUCUGAGGGCUCUUUUCAUCCGGCGGUCCAGAACAAGCAAAGGUGAUAAUCGUGACAGUCUCUUCUCUCCUCUCAUUGAGUAUGUUUGUAAACACGAGGGCGGCCCAGACCCAGCAGUUGGUUUACUCCAGGAAGCAUUUGAGCGGUUCCAUAAAGAUGCCUUUUUCGCACAGCACCUUGCUCGACUUCACAUUCAAUAUGAACAAUUUGAGGAUGCAAAACACUGGGCAGAAGUUGCUGCACAACAGCAGCCCAACAACUCCUUCAUUCUGGACACAAAAGGCCAAGUGUACAAAAAGUGGUUUCAGGCGAAAUGCAAAGCCAUGGACAACAACAAUGUCCCCAAAACCGCGGACAGUAUAGCAGAUGCAGUGGAGACUGCUUUAAAAGCCAUCGAGUGUUUUCAAGAUUGUCAGAGAGCCGAUAAAGAAGACAAGGAUAAUGUGAACAAUUCAGGGUAUUUUGCUGAGGUUGAGGUUGGAUGCAGUCUACUGAAGCUGAUUCAGUCACCUGUGUUUUCAAACACACUCAAUGGUCACGCAGAAUGCAUGAAGUACCUGUUAACAGACUACAUUCCCCAGGAAAUUUCUGAAUCGUGGAAACCAUUUCAUGACAGACUGAAAAACCUCCACAAGACCAUACAAGAUUCACUGGAGUGGAUUUCAGAAGAUCUGAGCUACUUCCAAACCGAAAUUGAUGGAGAUGAGGAAGAGACAUCACGUAGUCCAGAGGAGAAGAUCAGCCACCCGCUGUCAUGGUUGACAAAAAGAUCCUCAGUGUUUGGAAAGUACUUCAGCGAAACUACUUUUAAAGCAGGACAGCCAAUCCCAAACAACUUAACCCCAUUUCAGAAGCAGAUGUUCAUAUAUCAACUUGGAGGGGGGAACAUGACAUCAAUACUCUCGAAACUAACUGACCACAGAGAUGCAGUACAUUACCUGAAGACGAUCCUUUCUCUUUACCCUAGCAAUCCACUGAAGGCAAAUCUUGGCCAAAAACACAUAAUCUGUUACAUCUUGACGCAUAUCACUCUGAACUGCUUGUCUCCCCAAACAAAGUCACCCUCCAUGAGAGACCUGCAGGCGCUGUGCAAACAAUUCCCCGCUGACAGAAAGAAAUGUUCACCAGGGGCACUCUUCUUGAUGACGUUGUUGUUUUGGCCUGAUGAUCAUGACUCGGACACAGAAAAAGAAGCCAAAUAUGAGACGGUGUUGUCAGCAGUUGAGGAACUUAAUAUUCGCUACGGCAACAAGAUGAAGGACAUCCCACAGCGCAAGAGAAGACUUUACACUCAUUUCUUCCUCGGACGAGGAAAAGGGUUGGAUAAAUUUGUCCACAAGAGGAAGUUUGAAACAUUAGUGAAGGUGUCCAAUGUCUCUGAGAAACGCUUGAAGUGGUUGAGCGGGGAGGCCUGGAGAAGUCCUCAGAUUGCUGAGAUGUUGAAGUGUGUGUCAGGCUGGACCGAAGAUGGAGACGUUUACCUUGCUGGUCCCAAAAAGAGGAAGUUCAGACUUCGAUCUAUACAUUUAGGUUCUGUGCCCCACAGCAACGAAAACAUCACAUUCUACCUGGGCUUCACUUUCAAAGGUCUUGUUGCCAGCUACAUCAACACAAAGUAGAUCGCAUAGAGGCAUUCUCAUCCAGUCAAUAACAGACAGCAACAUAUUCUCAGAGGAUGUCGAAGUUUUGUAAAAAACCUUCAGUUAGCUGAACAACAGUUCACUAGCCAAUCUCCAUUCAUCAGAAAAUGCUUUCCCCACUGCUCCCCGCUGCCAAAUCGCAUUGAUGUAAUUCUAAGUAUAUUACAAGACAGUAGUAGUUAUAGUAGUAGUAGUACCAUUGUUCUGUCAUUUUUAACCUUGUUCAUUACUGUUCAUAUUUUGUAAUUUUGUACUCUCCAAAGCAUCAUAGUCCUUUUGUCUUUUAUGAAUGUAUGCUGCAAAUUCUAUUUAACUGCGUAACAUAUUAAAUGUCAAUGUUAUUGUUAAAAAAGCAUUUACUUUCUUACAGUCUUAUACAAAUUUUUUUAGUGUCCUUUGUUCAUGAAUACAAGUGUGUGGAUAUUGAUUUCAAAUAAAUGAUUAUGGUGAGAAAAAAAUCGAAUCAUCAUUGUUGACAAUUUUGAGAUGAUUAUGGUCAAUAGUGAUGCCUAACCGGAACUGAACCUGGCUAACACUGAAGAACACCAACUGCCAAAAGUCACAACCAGAGAGAAUGAUGCCAAAAGUUGUCAGAGGAAAGUCAUCUACAAAGGUGAAGUCAUCCAGAAAACACCUCCUGCAUAUGCUCACUUAAAACUAUGAAACUAUUGUCAUGACUCUGCUUAUUUUGUCACGUGAUUCCUGUUUUUGUUUUCUCCCUCCGUUUCUUCCUGUUUGUGUGGCAAACGGCUGGAGCCAAUCAACCACUGAUCACCCAUGUAUUAGAGCACCUGGACUCCAGCACCGUUUGCCAGAUCGUCUCCUAUUGUUUCCCUGUAAUUGCGACUGUAGUUCCUGUGAUUUCUCCUCUAGUUCCUGUGAUGACGCUCUCCUUUGUUCCCUGUGGUAACUCCUGAUUCUCGUGGCUCUCCUUGUUCGUUCUCUCGUUCUGUGCGCUAGCUAGCUUUAUUUUGAUUAUUCUGUCUUAAACCCUGGUGCCUCAGUUAGUGUUUUGUUUCUUCCUGUCUACGUGUGUUUCCUUGUUUAUUUUGUGACUAUCUCUGUUCAUCGUGUUUUUGUCAAUCUGUUUCCAGAUUUGUGUUCGUUUGUUUCUCCCGGUUCGGUGACGCUUUCUGUUUGGACUCUUGCUUCUGAUAGUUUUGGUUACUCUGCUUGGACAUUCAGUUUUUGCUUUGUUUCUCCCGGUUCGGUGACGCUUUCAGUUGUGAUUUUGUUGUUUAAUUAUUAAAAUAUUGUUUUUGACUCGGUCCUGCCUCCUGUAACUUUCACCACUGCGAUUGGGCCUC